AUGAACGAACGCGCCUACGUCAAGACGCGCGAGUCGCGAUCGCUGUGGGUCACGGAUGCCGACGGCUCCCGCGAGUUGCCGUAUCGGCCUGCGCCGGGCGGAACGUCGCGGAUUGCCGACGUGCGGCGAGGGGAUUCCUGGUAUGCGGUAGCGCUGGGCGAUGAGACCGCGGCGGAGAGUACGGAGCCGACCGAAGCCGCGCCGAACCCUGCGCGCACGACCCCUGCGCGCACGACCGUGGCGCCGCACGCGCUUGACGAACUGGCCGUGACCAUCAGGGAGCGCAAGGAGGCCAACCCGGACACCUCGUACACCGGAUACCUGUUCGAUCAGGGCGUCGACAAGAUCAGGAAGAAGGUCGGCGAGGAAGCGAUCGAGGUGAUCACGGCCGGUUCAGCGGAGGAGCUGAUCAGCGAAUCGGCCGACCUCCUCUACCACCUGCUUGCGCUGCUGGAAGCGCAGGGCGUUCGCCUCGACCAAGUCUCGCACGAGUCCAUCGGUGACCGGAAUCCAUCUCCACAGUCCCUGCUGUUCAUCACCGCGCAGACGCUCGAACACACCACGCAGCGCGUCGGAGUCCAGGUUCCCUUCCAGCUCAUGUCGCUUCAGCGCCGUGAACAGUUCCAACCGGCCGUGAGAGCAGCAGCUCAAUCCCGACUUGCCGGCCAACCACUCGAGCACACACGGGCUGCCCGGUUCGUUGAGAUAGCACUUGGCGAUGUACGAGGUAUCGAGGUAGAUCAGCGUUGCGACCGGUCCCUGGAGAUCAUCUCCGUCGAAUCCACGUCCACCGUCGGCAUGCUCGCGGGAUCGCGGACGGGAAACGGCUGGCCGGCGACAUCCUCCUCCGAAUAG
Molecule: messenger RNA, 855 nt
Organism: Geodia barretti
Lineage: Eukaryota; Metazoa; Porifera; Demospongiae; Tetractinellida; Geodiidae
Source: the annotation of a GenBank genome assembly